Amphimedon queenslandica is the source of this 834-nucleotide messenger RNA. RefSeq names its product ubiquitin carboxyl-terminal hydrolase 47-like. Lineage: Eukaryota; Metazoa; Porifera; Demospongiae; Haplosclerida; Niphatidae. The transcript has 8 exons. The record is from RefSeq and is a predicted model, not a curated record. The coding region runs from base 36 to 548 and encodes 170 amino acids.
UACAAGGAAUUGACUGCGUCCUUGAAUUAGACAAAAUGAGAUUACGUGACAAGAUAGGAGUGUACCCUGGUACAGUAUAUCUUGAUCAUCAAGUGAUUGAUGCUGGUAAGAAAAUGUAUGUGGAACCAUUAAAAGGACUAGAGAAGAAGCAUAAGGCACAGAGACAGGUGUAUGUUAUAAGAUGGCGUCCAUCACAAUGUUCAGUUGAUCCAAUAGAAGAAAUUAUACUGGAUAAUUAUAAUGGUGACCCUAAGGAUGUUAUUGGAAAGCUGUCAGAGUUAAGUGGAGUUUCUGUUGAGUAUAUAUCUUAUACAGAGGGUAAACAAUUUCCAGUUGAGAUAUCAUGUCUUGAUAUUGAUAAUGAGUUGAUAUGGUAUCGUAUAGCUGGUGGAUACUCAUUACGACUAUAUGAUGGACGUGUCAUAUAUUACAAAGACAAAAGAGAGACAAAGAAAGAGUUAACAGAUAAAGAGAGAUCAGAAAUACAAGAGGCAGAGACUGCAAGGUUGGAGAAGAUUAAGGAAUGCAAAUCAAAGCAUGGCUUAUAGUUUUGACUGAAAGCUAGGGAUUGGGAUUGGUUUGAUUUUUAAUUUAAUUUAUAAUAAAAGGGAUCUAUCUCUAUGUUUUACUUACCUUCAGGUGGUAUUUUGGUGUCAUCAUCAAAAAUUUGUAGGAAAAACUACAAUAAUAUUUGCUAAUAUUCACUAAUACAGUAUUAUAGAUACUAGAAUGCAGCUAUUAUUUGCAAAAAUUAUAAUUUUGUUUUAAUUGUAUAGAAAUCACUUAAGGAUUACGUAUAUAUCUAUGUACCCAUGUUUAAUUGAUAGUUUACUG